Sceloporus undulatus (fence lizard) is the source of this 2593-nucleotide messenger RNA. It is a transcript of the gene NR2C1, whose product is annotated as nuclear receptor subfamily 2 group C member 1. The record is from RefSeq and is a predicted model, not a curated record. Bases 217 to 2166 code for a protein of 649 amino acids. The transcript has 16 exons. Gene Ontology annotation, molecular function: zinc ion binding; RNA polymerase II cis-regulatory region sequence-specific DNA binding; nuclear receptor activity. NCBI's taxonomy places the organism in Eukaryota, Metazoa, Chordata, Lepidosauria, Squamata, Phrynosomatidae. Gene Ontology annotation, biological process: cell differentiation; anatomical structure development; negative regulation of transcription by RNA polymerase II.
UCCUGUAAGGGUCCGCUUUACGCAUGCGCAGUGGCGCUGAUGGUGGCGGCUGCUGUGGCGACGGCGAUAGAACGUUCUCGCGCGCCGGACCGAACGGAGGCCGGGGUCACGAACUUUGACCUCCCGGAAUAAAAAACCCUUGAGGAGUAUCCAAAAAGUGAUUAUGCAUACAGGAAGCUGAAUAUAAAAUUUGCACCUUGGGAAUUCCAGUGACACAUGAUCAUGGCAACAAUAGAGGAAUUGGCCCAUCAAAUUAUUGAGCAGCAAAUGGGAGAGAUGGCUCAUUCCCAAGGAUCUGUUACCCAAACACUAAUGGAUGGGACAUCACAAAGAAUUCAGAUUGUCCCUGCAGAUACAGGUCUCUCCUUACCGCAACGGAUACAGAUUGUUACAGAUCAGCAGACAGGGCAGAAGAUUCAGAUCGUUACAGCACUUGAUCAGUCUGCAACAGGCAAGCAGUUCAUUUUAACAAAUCAUGAUGGUUCUACCCCAAGCAAAGUGAUUCUUGCAAGACAAGAUUCUGCUCCAGGAAAGGUUUUUCUAACAACUCCAGAUGCUGCAGGGGUGAACCAGCUAUUUUUUACAUCUCCAGAUAUAUCUACACAACACAUUCAGAUCUUAACAGACAGUUCUUCCACAGAACAGACUCUGAAUAAAGUAUUUGAUCUCUGUGUUGUUUGUGGAGACAAGGCAUCAGGGCGCCAUUAUGGAGCAGUGACAUGUGAAGGAUGCAAAGGAUUCUUUAAAAGAAGUAUACGAAAGAAUUUAGUGUACUCCUGCCGAGGGGCAAGGGAUUGUGUGAUUAACAAACAUCAUAGAAACAGAUGUCAGUACUGUAGGCUGCAGAGAUGCAUUGCAUUUGGAAUGAAACAAGAUUCUCCACACCCUUUUGUAGCUGUUCAGUGUGAGAGGAAACCUGUUGAAGUAUCCCGAGAAAAGUCUUCAAACUGUGCCGCUUCUACAGAAAAGAUUUAUAUUCGAAAAGAUUUACGGAGUCCACUUACAGCAACUCCAACUUUUGUAACAGACAGUGAAACAGCAAGAUCAACAGGAAUGUUGGAGUCUGGAAUGUUUGUGAAUAUACAUCAGUCUGGUGUAAAGAAUGAGCCUACAGUUCUGAUGACUGCAGAAAAGGUUGAAACUUGUCAAGGAGAUUUAAGUACUUUAGCAAAUGUGGUAACAUCAUUAGCAAGUCUGAGUAAGUCCAAAGAUGUGUCUCAGAGUAGUCCUGAUCUGUCUCUGAUAGAAAGUUUAAGCAAUGGAGACACUUCAUUGACUGAACUCCAGCAAGAUGAGAAUGCAAGUACUGAUGUUACAAGGGCAUUUGAUACUCUUGCAAAAGCACUAAACCCAGAAGAGACUGCAUCAUGUCAAAGCUCUGCAGAAAGUAUGGAAGCCAGUGCACAUCUGCUUGGUGAAGAAACAAGCAUGAAUAUUGUUGAAAUAGAAGGCCCACUUCUCAGUGAUGUUCAUGUAGCAUUCAGGCUCACCAUGCCUUCGCCUAUGCCUGAAUACCUGAACGUACAUUAUAUUUGUGAGUCAGCCUCCAGAUUGCUAUUCUUAUCUAUGCACUGGGCACGUUCUAUUCCUUCCUUUCAAGCUCUGGGGCAGGAUAACAGCAUAUCACUAGUGAAAGCCUGCUGGAAUGAACUUUUUACACUUGGUCUUGCACAGUGUUCACAAGUAAUGAAUGUAGCAACUAUACUAACUGCAUUUGUUAAUCAUCUUCAUAAUAGUUUACAGCAAGAUAAGCUUUCAGCUGAUAGAGGAAAGUUGGUGAUGGAGCAUAUCUUCAAACUCCAGGAGUUCUGCAACAGUAUGGUGAAGCUUUGCCUUGAUGGUUAUGAAUAUGCUUAUUUAAAAGCUAUUGUCCUCUUCAGUCCUGAUCACCCAGGCUUAGAAAAUGUGCUGCAGAUUGAAAAAUUUCAAGAAAAAGCAUAUAUGGAAUUCCAGGAUUAUAUAACAAAAGUAUAUCCAGAUGAUACUUACAGGCUGUCUAGGCUCCUUCUCCGAUUGCCAGCCCUGAGACUGAUGAGUGCUGCUAUCACAGAAGAAUUGUUCUUUGCAGGACUAAUUGGAAAUGUUCAGAUUGACAGCAUCAUACCAUAUAUUCUAAGAAUGGAGACUGCAGAUUACAAUUCUCAAAUAAUUGGUCAUGCUGUAUAAAAACUAAACCCACAGAUUCUAUACCAUGGCAAUCAUGGUGAUUGUAAAUAUAGAUUAUCUCCAAGAGAUAACAUGUUUUCCUGUGCAGUUACAAUGAGAAAAAUGAAAGAAGUUAUCACUUCCUCCUUACCAAUGCAUUUGUGAAACAUGGUGGGAUACUUGAGUGGUACAGGAUGAUUUACUUUUUAUCUGGUUUUCAAGAACUUUGUAUAUUGCUUUAGAAUCUAAAGAAAAUCAAGAAGUCGUUCAUCCUAUUUUUGUAGUUUAGCUAUACAUAGAAGAACUCCAGAAAAAUGUACAAAAAAGCCUAGCCAUUGGUGAAAGGAAGAUCAACAAGAUGUUUUAACUUGAUACUUUAAAUAAAUUAACUUUCUUCCCAGUGUUGUGUUUUUGGUAUCUGGUUUUUAAAAAAUUCACUCUUUGUCAA